ACUGUUCGACAGUGGACUCGAUAUCCCGCCAGUUUGGACCACGCUCAAGUCCAACCGGCGCGACAGAGCAUCUCGAGUCAGUCUGGCACUCUUUUGCGUCCGAAGACUCUCUGCGUACCGUCCUCUCUCCCUUUCCCGUCGAUACCCGCUUGCGUUCUUACUUGGACUGUAUACAACCGGCCCGUAACCAUCACCGCGCCCACUUAUACCGCCUGUCGCGGUACUGCGUCCAACAUCUAGGAAAACCAACCAUCCGAGCAGUUCGUGCGCAAGCAAUACAGAUUCAAGAGUGCCGCUCGCCAACCGUGGUACUUCUCUUAUACUAUCGACUAUACGUGGCGAAUGCGCAUUGUGAAUUCUCAAUACUUGAGGCAACAAAUCGACGAAGCACGCGAGCGCAACAGUCCAGGAUUAGCAGUACAAGAUGGAAUCAUUACUCUCUCUCGCUUUCGAUAACCUCUCGUCAUUCGAUGGUUCCAAAAUCAAAAAGGGGCUAAGGCAGGUCGAAGGCCUUCUUGCUCAGAUCUGCCUUGCCGGCCAAGGUAGCCCCAAGAAACAAGGAGAAAACCAACAACAACCACCGCGCCGAAUGCUCGCAGACCUCUCCCCUGAUCCAGCUUUUCGAGAAUUCUUCAAGCUCCAGGAGGGAUUCGAAUGGAACGUUGCGCAGCGUCUUCUCACCACACUCGACUGGCUCGUUGUGCGAGGAGGAGAUGGAUCGUACAACAUGUUGAUAGUCAACGCACUGGAUCUCAUCCAGGGCGUCUUGCUUUUGCACCCGCCAAGCAGGGUGCUUUUUCAGCGCAGCGUACAUAUGAACCUUCUCCUCGAUCUUCUCGAACCCAUCAACUCCCCUGCCAUCCAAUGCGCCACGAUAAUCACCCUUGUCGUUGCCCUUCUCGACAUGCCCCAAAAUAUUCGAGUAUUCGAAGCCCUUGACGGUCUACUUACCGUAACCUCCCUGUUCAAGUCCCGUGAGACCGGCAGAGAGGUCAAGUUCCGCCUCACGGAAUUCUUGUACUUUUACCUGACGCCAGAAACACCAAAUAUCCCCAAACCAGACAGAACGAGUGUGAUUGCGGGGCCAGAGUUAAUCCCAGGUAGCCCAGGAAAGUCCAAACUGCUUGCUAGCGGUGGCAGGCAAAGGUCAAAGAGUGAAAGUGGGAACACGCUGAGUGUGGAUGCCAAGAAGCAGCACCUUGACCGGUAUCUACCAGGGGUAGUGGACGAGUUGUUGAAAGACCUGGAUACGUAUAAACCAUUUGGGGGUAUUCUGAGCUGAGCGGAGGUGGUGUUCUUGUUCUCACCAUUUUUUUUGUUUUGUUAGGAGAGCAUUAUGGCUGUUGUGGGUGUUUGCAUGCUUUUUCCUUGUCUGAGUUUGCUUCUCUUAUUUCGCUAGGUCGAUGCCGGGAUUCAUUUCCUGCGCAGUCCUAGCUCACAGUUACUUACCACUGCACGCAUUUGAAGAGCGGAAAAGACUGUGGAUUAUAACCUGUCAAGGGGUCGACAGGCAGAAAGAUUUUUCAGGGGUUAUAGAAAGAGGCGUGGAGUCCAGGAGUUUUAGAUACCAUUAUAUACCAAAGCAUGGCCUACGGCAAAUAUGUGCCAGGCUUCCUAAUUUACACAACAUCUGUAUUGCGGCAGAUGGAAUCAGUCAGCCUUUACAUAUAAAGACAAUAUUUGGAGCCC
This is a messenger RNA of Podospora pseudopauciseta, 1689 nucleotides long. RefSeq lists its product as uncharacterized. The transcript is spliced from 2 exons. The record is from RefSeq and is a predicted model, not a curated record. Lineage: Eukaryota; Fungi; Ascomycota; Sordariomycetes; Sordariales; Podosporaceae. The coding region runs from base 425 to 1282 and encodes 285 amino acids.